AUGAGCGGAACUGAGAGUCCGGUGGGAGUGCGGGAUGUAGUGAUUUGCGCUUCUCUCGGAUCCUUGAGUGGGAUCAUAGCAUCAACCGGAGGAACAUUUUCUGCGGUGGGAAUACCGUCCUUCGAACGGGAUGAAAAUGCUCCAUUCAUCAUGGGCGAAUCCGAAAAGGCGGCUUUCAACAGCGUUUUACUUCUAGCAAUGACGUUCGGCCCAAUCGUUGGCCCUUUCAUGACAACCCUGGAAGGCCCACGCACGAUCCUUCUGCUGCUAUUGCUGCCUAUAAUUGCGAGUUGGCUCAUGCUUGCAUUUGGAGACACCAUCUAUGUAUUUUUCAUUUCACGCACUAUACUUGGCAUGUGUGGCGGCAUUUCCAGUUCAAUCGGUCAGAUUUACCUCACGGAGAUAACUUCAGUAGAAGUCCGUGGAUUCAUUUCAUCCACUGGGAUGCUAGCCCAAUGCUGGUAUGCAUUCAUCGGUAGCGUGGCGGCAUUGUUCUUGUCUUGGCGUGGCUUAGCCAUCCUGAACGCCGUAUUGAUGACAGUCCAUCUGUUGCUCGCUUUCUUGUUUCCGGAAUCACCCACGUGGCUACUCCGGAAGUCGACUGAAAUGAAAGCCAGGCGAGCUUUAACGUUUCUUCGCGGUAAAGAAAACGUGGAGGUGGAACUGCUGGACCUUCAAUCCCGUGUUGCCAAGUCGAAGGUGCACUCACAGAAAUUUCUCGACUUGCUCGACCGCAAGUAUGCGAAGGCGCUUUUUGUGCUGUUUGUCAUUGCUGCGUUGCGACAGCUUAGCGGAGCAUUCGUCGUCUUCUCGUACACGGUUGAAAUUUUUGAAUCGGCAGGAAGCAGAUUGAGCUCGACAUUGAGUACUGUGAUCAUCAGUGCAGUCCAGUUGAUAGUAAACUUCCUGUCAAAUGGGUUGACUGAUCGGAUCGGACGGAAGAAAUUAUACGUUUCCUCAGCGAUCCUCUCGGGGUUAUCUCAAACAGCGUUCGGCGCCUAUUACUAUCAACUUCACAAGAACCCAGCCGCAGCAGAGAAAUUUCAUUGGGUUCCACUGCUGACUUUAAUUCUGUUCAGCGUCGCGUUUUCCUUCGGACUCGCUUCCUCCAUUUUUGUGCUGAGGACCGAGCUGAUUCCAAUGAACGUGCGCGAUUCGGCAUCUACAGUCAUGUCCGUCUUCAACAACUUUGCGUGCUUCUUAACGGUUCAAUAUUACUACAGCAUGAGAAGCAGUUUGACCGAAGCCGGGGUUUUCUGGUUUUAUGGAGCAGCUUGUAUAGCAGUGGGCAUAUUUUGCCUCCUGGUUUUGCCGGAGACGAACGGAAAGAGCUUAGACGAACUUGAAGAGGCAUUUGCUGUGAAGAAACCGCCGAAGAAUGAUUCCGAGGACGAACUGAAGAGUUCUGAAGUAAGAUUAGAUUCGGAAUUCGUAGAGACGGCGGAUCGGUCAGAAUUAGAGCUUGAUGCGAGUUCUGAAGAAUUUUCUUCCAAUGAAGAGGAGUUGGAGGAAGUGAUGAAUGCGGAAGUGGACGACGGAAAUUCGAAUGAUUCACGAUGUGCAGCUGGCUCUUCGUGAAAGCUACCAGCACAACUCGUUACUUCAGUUGACAAUUUUUGCCUGACUUAGUAAAGCGUUGAGUUUUUCUCAGCGAUAAGUUGUUUUCAUUCAUUGAAGGAAUGUUUCUUGAAUCAUCCGAUCCGUUUUGUGAUCCGAGAUUUCCAGUGCGGAUUUAUGUUCGAACAUUUUUUUUUUAAGUUUUUCUGUCCUGCAAAGAGUAAUUUUACUUCAAUAGAAUGGGCAUGUUUCAGAGUACCUAAAUAUUUUUGAUACGAUCAGUGAUGCAAUUUUAAAAAUUUACCGCUUCAUUUGGUCUGUGCAACAAAAACUAAAUUAUUUAAGACUCGUGCCUGAAAUUCAAUUGUUUUUCCUCAAAUUCAAAAUUUUUUCAUGAAAAUAAUUUUCUCUCACUGGAAAAUUUUGUACUCCAUGUCUACAUGGCGUCUCACGUCAAAG
Messenger RNA from Notodromas monacha, 2016 nucleotides. Lineage: Eukaryota; Metazoa; Arthropoda; Ostracoda; Podocopida; Cyprididae. The record is from the annotation of a GenBank genome assembly.